Messenger RNA from Dermacentor andersoni, 795 nucleotides. NCBI's taxonomy places the organism in Eukaryota, Metazoa, Arthropoda, Arachnida, Ixodida, Ixodidae. The record is from RefSeq and is a predicted model, not a curated record.
GGCAAUAUCGUCGGCAGUGGCUAGUACAAAGGCACCAGUGGACCCCCGCGAUGUUGUCCGCGACCACGGCUUCGGCUGCGUCUGUGACUGUCCUUCUCCUGGCUUUGUGUGGUGGCACGGACGCGAUGUUUAGCGGGUCCUCGUUUGCCAGGCGAAGGCUACAAAGGUGCGCUCCGGAUCCACGGUCGUUCCGGCUCGAAGACCGGGCGUCCUGCCCUUUCAGACGCAGUACGAACACGCAGGCCGGUCGGAUUCCGGCUGUAGUGCCGACGGUGAUGUGCAACUGUCCCGGCAGUCAAUGCAGUAUGUUCGGCGAUUUUCGCUGUCAAGAGAUACGGGAGAGUCUUCAGGUGGUUUACGUAGAGGGCGCCGGACCAGCGUGGUUCAGGAACGAGACGUUUACGGUGGCAUGCGCCUGCGUCGCCAACAGGACGAGUCAAGGAACACCACGCUUGCUCAUGCCAAGCGGCACCGCGGAGGAGUACGACAGCGAGGCUCCAGGCCUGUGGCGAGAAAACGCUGCGAGUCCGCAGAGCGAGCUGCGAGAUGGAGAAUAAACUUUAUUGUACGAAGGAACUCCGUGGAGUUAAUUUCGGGUGGAGCUCUUGGACGGCCAAACUGCGGUGGCGCAAGUGGUUGCUGUUCCCCAGUAGCAAUAAGGACGUUGCUUCGAACGUUGGACGGGAUUGUACUCCUCCAAAAUUGUCUGUGGUGCCCUCCCCCCCUCGCCUUUUUGUUCUGUGGAGCGGUUAGUCGCGUGAAUAUUUAUUAAACUUAUCGUGUUUCAACCUACAA